AUGGCGUCAGGCAUCCGAAGAGCCGCCCCUCUGGUCUUCCCGGCCACAUCUAAGCACACGGCCACCGUUAUCUUCAUCCAUGGCCUUGGCGACACCGGGCAUGGUUGGGCCAGCGCCGUGGAGAACUGGCGCCGGCGGCAGCGCCUGGAUGAGGUCAAGUUCAUCCUGCCGCAUGCCCCAUCUAUUCCGAUCACCUGCAACUGGGGGAUGAGGAUGCCGGGUUGGUAUGACAUUAAAACUAUUGAUGGUGACGCCGAGUCCCUCCGCAAAGAUGAAGACGAACCCGGCAUCCUGCAGAGCCAAGCAUAUUUUCACGAGUUGAUUCAGAAGGAGAUCGACUCGGGCAUUCCAGCGGACCGCAUCGUCAUCGGCGGCUUCAGCCAGGGCGGUGCCAUGAGCAUCUUCAGCGGCCUGACGGCUAAGGUCAAGCUGGCCGGCAUUGUGGCGUUGUCCUCUUAUUUGUUGCUCAGCCUUAAGUUUUCCGAUCUGGUCCCCAAGCCUGAGUUCAACAAGGAGACGCCAAUCUUUAUGGCCCACGGUGACAAGGACCGCAUUGUCAAUUUCGAACUGGGCAAGAAGUCUUAUGACUUGCUGAAGGGCAUGGGUUACAAUGCCACUUUCAAGGUUUACCCGGGCAUGGAGCACUCGGCUUGUUUGGAGGAGUUGGAUGAUGUUGAGGCCUUCCUGAGGGAAAGACUCCCUCCUCAAGAGAACAACGAGGCCAAAUCUGAGCUGUGA
Molecule: messenger RNA, 738 nt
Organism: Thermochaetoides thermophila DSM 1495
Lineage: Eukaryota; Fungi; Ascomycota; Sordariomycetes; Sordariales; Chaetomiaceae
Product: acyl-protein thioesterase-1-like protein
Exons: 3
Coding region: 1-738 (245 amino acids)
Biological process (GO): protein depalmitoylation
Cellular component (GO): cytoplasm
Molecular function (GO): palmitoyl-(protein) hydrolase activity; carboxylic ester hydrolase activity
Source: RefSeq, a predicted model, not a curated record